Messenger RNA from Miscanthus lutarioriparius, 261 nucleotides. The record is from the annotation of a GenBank genome assembly. NCBI's taxonomy places the organism in Eukaryota, Viridiplantae, Streptophyta, Magnoliopsida, Poales, Poaceae.
AUGGGUGCAAUCUGUAUGAUGGAUCACUCUGAGAAACUUCAGAUUCUUGUUAACGAUGCUCUAGACAAAGGUGCCGAAAUUGCCGUCAGAGGGAGCUUUGGCAAUCUUGGUGAAGAUGCAGUUGAUCAAUUUUUCCCUCCAACUGUCCUGGUGAAUGUUGAUCACACGAUGAAAAUAAUGCAAGAAGAGGCAUUUGGACCAAUUCUACCAAUCAUGAAAUCCAAUUCUGAUGAAGAGGCUUUUCUAUUUGCAUACAUGUAA